ACAAUUAAUUAGAAUUUCCUUUUGAAAUUAAGGAAAUAAUAUACAAAAAAAGGAAAUCCUAAUUAAACUGACAAACUUCCGUUACAGUUUAGAUCGUGAUUUUAUACGGUUAUAAAAGCUACACAAGCUUUCGUAUUUAGCCAAAUUCAUAACAAAAAAAAAAAAAGAAAACUAUUCGCAGACCGCUACAAUAAUGGCCCUGGUUCGCAAAAACUCUUCUGCUUCUCUCGAUGAGAUCAAACCAUGGAAGAUCAAAGUGCAGAUUGUUAGAACGUGGAAGGGUGAUAACAAAGAAUCAGGCAACUCCGUCGACAUGGUUUUACUCGAUUCAUCGGGGACAAGAAUUCACACAACUAUAGAUGAAGCUUUUUCUAAAUGGAUUUCGGAUAUUGGUGAUGGAAAUAUCAACAAGCAAAAUAAUGGAGAAACUGAAUUUGAAAUUUCUGAAGAUUUGUUGAUAACUGAAUGCAAAGAUCCUAUCAAAACUAUGGUGAAGGAAGUUUAUGGAGAAUCUUUUGCACAAUCCUAUAAUCCUGAUUUUUAUCAAGAGAGGGCUAUUUUGUGUCGUAGUGAUUGCGAUGUGGAUCAGAUUAAUGAUUAUAUGCUUAUUUCACUACUACCAGGUGAAGAGAAAGAAUGUUACAGCGCUGACAGUAUUUCUCCAUCGCAUUCAAGCCCAAAUGACGACAUGUUUGUCCCUCUAGAAGUUUUGAAUAGUAUCAAAGCCCCCGGAUUGCCUGAUUUUAAGUUGAGGUUAAAGGUUGGUGCUCCCGUCAUGUUACUUAGGGACCUUGAUCCUAGCCGAGGGUUAUUUAAGGGGACAAUUAAGACUUCAAAUUACUCGGCUGGGUGGGUUUGUGCUUGAAGCUAUGAUUAUAACAGGUAAUAUGCAUGGUGAGAAAGUCUUGAUUACUAGGAUACCUUCAUACCCCACAGAAGCAAAUUUUCAUAUCAAAAUGCGGCGUACGCAAUAUCCUUUGAAACUUGCGUUCGCGAUGACUAUAGAUGAAGCUCAGGGGCAAACACUUUCAAAAGUUGGUCUAUAUCUACCAAGACGAGUGUUCUCUAAUGGACGACAGAUGUUUGUUGCGAUAUCCAAAGUGAAGUCCAGAGCUGGUUUGAAAGUUCUUAUCACAGAUAAAGAUGGGAAACCACAGGAAGAAACCAAGAAUGUUGUGUUCAAGGAGUUGUUUCAGAACAUUUAGUCGUCAACAUGUGUCAGACUGGUUUUUUUUAUUUUGUUUUUCAGGCUAGCUGCAAACUGAUUAAUUUUGAUUUUUUUUCAUGAUUUUUCUACUGGUUUAGUUCAGACUAUCAUGUUUUA
Molecule: messenger RNA, 1324 nt
Organism: Arabidopsis lyrata subsp. lyrata
Lineage: Eukaryota; Viridiplantae; Streptophyta; Magnoliopsida; Brassicales; Brassicaceae
Exons: 3
Coding region: 194-865 (223 amino acids)
Source: RefSeq, a predicted model, not a curated record